Messenger RNA from Aspergillus caelatus, 264 nucleotides. RefSeq lists its product as uncharacterized. The transcript is spliced from 3 exons. The record is from RefSeq and is a predicted model, not a curated record. Bases 1 to 264 code for a protein of 87 amino acids. Lineage: Eukaryota; Fungi; Ascomycota; Eurotiomycetes; Eurotiales; Aspergillaceae.
AUGCAAAUCUCAGUUAUUGCAAUCUUUACCCUCCUGGGCCUUGCAGCAGCGGCACCCUCUACCAGCAAGCGUGAGCAAGACAAUUAUGACGUUGGGUCGUGCAAUGGUACUUCAUGCCACGCCAAUUUAAUUGACACAGAGUGUGGUAACGGAUCUUGUGUGGGUGAGGGUGGUGGUGAUGGUGCGACUUGCCAUGUCCAAAAGAACCAUGGCAUGGCUUUCUGCCCUGUUGGCUGCGACAACGAUCAGGGAUACUGCCCCUAA